AUGCCUUCCUACACUGUCUUCGGUGCCUCCCGCGGAAUCGGUCUUGAGUUUGUCCGCCAGUUUGCUGAAGACAAGGACAGCCAAGUCUUUGCGGUCGUGCGGAAUCCCAACAACACACCCCUUCUUGCCGAGGCCAUGAAGACCUUCAAGCACAACAACGUGCGAAUCGUGAAAGGGGACCUCGACGAUUUAACCUCCAUUAAAGCCGCCGCCGCCGAGAUUGGAGACGCCACAGGCGGGUCGUUGGAUUAUCUCAUCAACAACGGGGCCUACAUAUACUCAGAGGGCGGCGCGCUCAUAUCUCUGCCAGACUACUCUAGCGAGAAGGUGCUAGAGGACGACCUUUUCAACACCUUCCGCACGAACGUCGUCGGAGUCGUCAACACGAUCAACACCUUCCUGCCUCUCCUCCGCAAGAGCGCCAUCAAGAAAGUCAUCACUCUCUCCACCGGUCUCGCUGACACAGACGUGAUCAUUCGAUCUCGCGUCACCAUAAACCCCGCAUACGCCGUCUCUAAGGCUGCCGUCAACAUGGUCGUCGCCCAGUUUGCAGGCCGCUUGCAAGAGGAGGACUUCACCUUCAUCGCCCUCGCGCCCGGGCUCGUCAACACCACUACUAAGCCGCCGACUCCGGAGGAGCUCGCUGCCUUCCAAGACACGGUGCAGAAGUUCCUGAAGCACUCGCCCCAAUGGGACGGGGUACCGCUCACCCCGGAGCAAUCAGUCACGUACAUGCGCCAGGUGAUUGACAAAGUCGGCCCGAAGGAUUCGGGGGCUUUCCUUUCGCAAUUCGGUAACAAGCAGUGGCUGUAG
Molecule: messenger RNA, 813 nt
Organism: Dichomitus squalens LYAD-421 SS1
Lineage: Eukaryota; Fungi; Basidiomycota; Agaricomycetes; Polyporales; Polyporaceae
Product: short-chain dehydrogenases/reductase
Exons: 7
Coding region: 1-813 (270 amino acids)
Molecular function (GO): oxidoreductase activity, acting on the CH-OH group of donors, NAD or NADP as acceptor
Source: RefSeq, a predicted model, not a curated record